Megalobrama amblycephala (Wuchang bream) is the source of this 4427-nucleotide messenger RNA. RefSeq names its product hypermethylated in cancer 1 like (gene hic1l). Gene Ontology annotation, biological process: regulation of transcription by RNA polymerase II. Gene Ontology annotation, molecular function: RNA polymerase II cis-regulatory region sequence-specific DNA binding; DNA-binding transcription factor activity, RNA polymerase II-specific; protein binding. The coding region runs from base 193 to 1569 and encodes 458 amino acids. The record is from RefSeq and is a predicted model, not a curated record. Gene Ontology annotation, cellular component: nucleus. Lineage: Eukaryota; Metazoa; Chordata; Actinopteri; Cypriniformes; Xenocyprididae. The transcript is spliced from 2 exons.
AAUAACCUGAGGUAAUACUAUGGUAAUACCUCCAUCAGGACAGGUAGGGGGUUGAGACUGAUCUGAACUGGGUCAGGGGUCAAACUGCCUACGUCACAAGCUCCUAAGAUGGCGUUUUGAUGACGACGGGAGAAGUAAGGACCCCUGCCCUUGUUUAAAAGUGACACCAAUGCAAAACAUCAAGGGUAGGCGAUGGAGCUCCCCAACUACGCCAAUCAACUGCUUCUUCAGCUCAAUCAACAACGAUCCAAGGGCUUCCUGUGCGAUGUCAUCAUCAUGGUUGAGAAUACGCUCUUCCGAGCCCACAAAAGUGUCCUCGCCGCCACCAGCCACUACUUCAAGUCCCUUGUCCUUCAUGAUAACCUCAUCCACCUUGACCCUGAUAUGGUGGAUCCAGCUGUUUUCCAGCAAAUUCUGGAUUUCAUUUACACCGGUAAAUUGUCAGAUGAGACUUUUGAGGGACUGGAUUUGAGCUCUCUGCUCACCACAGCAAACUUUCUCCAGCUCAAUGACCUCGCAAACCUGUGUUCCAGUAAGAUGAACCAAAAUGGAUCCCUCAAUAGUGUAGCUUGUGGGAGCUCCAAAUCUUCAUUUCGCCUGUACGAAGACCACUCAUCAGACACUGAAACAUAUACGUGUAUGACUCCUCCCAAAAAAAGGCAUAAUGCUGAAAGUAAAUGUAUUGCAAGGAAAAAGCAGGAAUUGGGGUUGGAUUUGUCUAAGAAAAAUGUUCAUUCUGAGACAACAGUCAAUGAUGAGUUUUUUCUUUCUAGAAACAUCUCCAACAAUAUGCAGCUAGGAAUAAAUGGGAAGUGUGUUCCAAAGAAAGAGAAGUGGAUAAUUCCUUUGGAUGGAGCUCAGGAAAGAAAAAGGGAGGGAUCCCGAAGAAAAUCCAAGGUCAAUGGUUACAUUCCUCUUAGCAGGGUUGGAAGUCAAUUAAGCCAGAAUCAGACUUUCACUUUACAGUUGUCUGUAAAGAAAGAGAAAGGAAUUGGAGGGAAAAAAGACGAAACUGACGGCCAAAAACCAAACAAUGGCAGCACCAAUUUUAUUUACCAAAAGGAGACCUUUCUCAAAGAAGCUGAAGAGGACAACCCUUACGUUUGUAUACCAUGUGAAAAGGGUUUUCCCUCCUCUGAGAGUCUCAAGUCCCAUGUGGAAAGUCAUUUGGAUGAAGACCUGGAAGUGAAGGUUGAGGAUGAGGAGGAAGAGGAACGUGAUGGAGACCCUGGAGUCACCAGAGUCUCGCAUGAAGCUGCUGAAAGCCUGGAGCAAAGUCCGCUAAAGUCCCUCAAAGAUGUUGACACCUUGCGUCCAUUCCCUUGCAACAUUUGCGGCAAGAUGUUCACACAACGUGGCACGAUGACCCGCCACAUGCGCAGCCACCUUGGCCUAAAGCCGUUUGCUUGUGAGGAGUGUGGUAUGCGCUUCACCAGGCAGUACCGUCUCACUGAGCACAUGCGUGUCCAUUCAGGGGAGAAACCGUAUGAGUGCCAGGUCUGUGGUGGGAAAUUUACGCAACAAAGAAACCUCAUUAGUCACAUGCGGAUGCAUACCUCAGCAUCUUAGAACCAGGUCAAAGAGCCCUAAACUUGGAUAAUGCAGAUACCAACAGUUCUCCAAAGUGCUUUGGUUUAGGUUCUUUUAACUAGGGUUCAGUUUUCCCACAAGUUCUCCAGAACACUACAAAGUUUCAUAUAGAUCUUCUUUACAGAGGUUUCUUUUUCUUUUUAGCUAACUUUAGCUUCAUCCAAAUAUUUUGUCUAGAAUUCUAAAAAGAGUCCUCUAGCAUAAAAAGGAAAUCUCUGUAGUCUAAUCUAUGGUACAAUUUUGGCCACAAAUUUUAGAAUUCUAUGAAAAUUCCUCUGGAUUUUCUCUGCAGAGUUUACUUUUUGGUCUAAUUUAGGGUUCAGUUUCAGCCAUAACUUCUUAAAUUCUACAAAGAUUCUUCUAGCUCAAAAAUGAUACCUCUAAAGAUCUAGAGUAGGGCUAUGUUCACUCUGUCAGUCCAAAUCCUAUUAUUCGUGUAUCUGAGUCGAAUUCUUGUUAGCGACUGUCCACACUGUGCAUUGCUACUGUUUGGAUCUGAUUUGUAUGUACCAUGGCUCUUUCAUUUAUUUACCGGAAUAUCUGCAUUGGUAUCUUAUGGGGAAGCGGCAGAUACGUAGGAGGCUAGUAUGAGCGGCUUUAUUCUGUGCUGUUGUCUCCACCAGUCUCAAAACAUGUAUAUUUUCAUUUUCUGCUCGUCUGGCACUUUGCCAACACAACUUUGUUUCUGCAGUGACUUUCAGCAUGUUUCUUAUAACAACGUGUUUACAAAUAUAAUAGGAUUCUAAUCAGAUAUCCACAAAACUCAGAUUUGGACUGACACAAGAACAAGGCUUAGGAGCCAACUUGGAGGGCUGCCUUCCUACAGAUUUGGGUUUCAACCCUGCUCCUAUCAACUGAUUAUCUAGAUCAGGUGCAUUUAAUCAGGGUUGAUAAGCCCUGCAGUAGCAGGGUUCCUCAAAUCUGGCCCUAGAGGGCCACUGUCCUGCAGAGUUUAGCUUAAACCCUGGUCAAACUCUCCUACUUGUAGUUGAAGACUUUGAGUGGCUUGUUCAUGUGUCCUUGAUUAGGGAUUGAGCUAAACUGGGCAGUAGUCUUCCAGAGCCGGAUUUGAGGAACCCCGAUCUAAAGUAGGGAAGCAAAACUCUAUUCCUGCAGAGUUUAGCUUCAACUCUAAUUAAAUGCACCUGAUCAAGCUAAUCAAGUCAUUCAGCAUUAUUUGGUUUGUGUGUUUGAGCAGGGUUGGGACUAAACCAGGGGUGUUCAAACUCAGUUCUGGAGGGCCACUGUUCUGCAGAGUUUAGCUCCAGCUUUCCUCAACACACCUGCUUGGAAGUUUCUAGUAUGGGUUGGAGCUAAACUCUGCAGGAUAGUGGCCCUCCAUGAGCAGGACUGGACACCCCUCGACUAAACAUUGCAGGACUGUGGCCCUCCAGGAGCUGAGUUUGGCACUCCUAAUAUAGAGGGUUCUUUGUAGAAUUCUGCGAAUUUGUGGCCAAAAUGGAACCCCACAUUAUCUCAAAAGGAAACCUCUGUACCCUAUUCAAGGGUUCAGGUUUGGCCACAAAUCCUCCAGAACUCUAUAUGAAGAUUGAUUUAGUUUACCUUUUGAGAUAAUCUAGUAGUCCGUUCGGAUCACAAGUCCUUUAGGAUUCUACAAAAGAAUCCUCUUACUCUUCUCUACACUCAUUUCCUUUUUGAGCAAAUCUAGGGUUCAUUUACGCCCAUAAAUUCUACCAAGAUUCUUCUAGCUGCAAAUGAAACUUCUGUAGAGAAGACCUAGAGCAUUAUUUUAAGCAUUAGUUUUCUACUCUCAAAAAGAAAACCAUUGUUGUUUAAACUAGGGUUCAGUAAGGUUUCUCUACAGUUGACUUUUUUUUUUAGUUAAUCUAGUUCAGUUUUGCCCGCAAAUCCUCUAGAAUGCUACAAAGAAUGAUCCUGCUCUUCGUAGAAGUAUGGCGAUGCCAUUUCCUGAUAAGUAUAAAAAUGCCAACUUCAGCCAAUACCUGCUGUUAUACCUCUUUCUAUGAACUUUCUUAUUCUUCUUGUGCAUGAGUUAUUGUUAUUGUUAGUGUGUAGCUAAACAAAUAUCAAGUUUAUCCACUUAGAUGUAGUUUGAUCUAUUAAAACGAAAAUUACCUCAAAUAGCUAGUAAUUCUCUCAGAAAUGAAACAACCGAAUGUUCCUGGUGAUGCCAGGUAUUUUACAGCAGUGACAUGCGAUACCUCUCGAAUGUAAUUUAGGAAUCAUGAUAUAGUUUAGGCUUCAGAAACGGACCGCUAUAAAAAGCUAUCUGGUUGUUUACUUGAAUACACAAACUUGCUACCUCAGAUUAAACCAAACCCUCUGAUUAGCCUGUAUGAGAUUAAGACUACAUGUUGGACAAGAUAAACUACAUGCUGUCUUCCAUAAUACAGUCACUCUGUCUAGUUUAGUUAAUGAGCUUAAACUGACAUCUGAUCCAAAAUGGAGGAAAACACACUGCCUCUUUUAAUGUACACUUUUCAGGGGGUCAGGUAAUACUUCACUGUAGGGUUGCAGCUGGUGAAGUCAUAUUGCUUGAGCAAUUAGGGUGUUUUGAUGUACAGUUCCAAAGAAAUGUUGAAUGUUGAAAUGCUGAAGAAAUACUGUAAAACUAUAUAACCAAAUCUAUAUUCUUGCUAAAUAUUUAAGUCUAAUUUAUGCUUUUUUCAAUUCAGGUUUAUAUUAUAAUCAUUUUUCUUUUCUUUUUUCAGGGGUUUUCCUUUGGGUUUUUAAUUAUUAUUUCCCAAUGCUUCAACCAAUGGCUUAAUUUAUGCAGCAUGUUGUCCAUAUUUUCUUGUGGCAUGUGCAUUGUUCUUACGAUUUUAAAAAUGUUAGGUUUAGCAGAUUGCAUUCAC